AUGUAUAGCAAAGAGGCAUUCGAUCUGCCAACCACGGUGCUCCUCACAAUCGUCGUGCUGAUUCUGCUUGAUCCAACCUACGUGACCGCAUACAUCUCGGUCAACUAUGAGAUCGUGCUCAUCUACAUUGUCUCGGCGCUCACUCUUCUCUACUGCAUCGUAUCCGUUAUCAUGUACUUUUUGCUGGCCAAACGAGGCGAAGAGACUCCGCUUACCAACUGUUCACUUUCGGAGGUAAUCUUCUCCACGGCCGGUAUUAUGGGAUGGCUGAUCAUCAUCGGCAUUGGCGGCACCAUCUCUCAGCGUACCAUCAUCGAGACCGGAGAGCGCUUCGGUUGGAUUGGG
This is a messenger RNA of Ostertagia ostertagi, 345 nucleotides long. NCBI's taxonomy places the organism in Eukaryota, Metazoa, Nematoda, Chromadorea, Rhabditida, Trichostrongylidae. The record is from the annotation of a GenBank genome assembly.